GAAUAAAUACUUUAGUUUAGACAAUGGAAAAGCUGAAUAAAACAGCUGACACACUCAAAACAUCUUUGCUCUGUCCUACCAACAAAUAUCCCAGAACAGAAGCUUCAGUAAGCCUUUGGCAUAGAUGCGUUGCCAAUCAACAAUAUCUAUCCUAGCAGAAAGGCACUUAUCUCCUGUUCUUUAAGGUUUAUACUAAAUAGUGGUAUCCUGUCUUCCAUUGAAAUGUGUCCGUGAGAAGAAUCACUAGUUAGUUUAGUCUCUCACUCCACCUUAAGAUUCCAUACUAGUGUAUGCAUUGCUUAAUCUUCACGCAAUGUUUUCGUACCUGUACCAUUUUGUUAGCACAAGGCUUGGCUUUAGCCCUUUUUAUUUUUUUUGGCAUUGGGCCAGCCAUGGAUUCUUUCUCAGAUAGAUGGCUUGCUGUUUCCGUAUACAUUGGAGAGCGGGCUUGGUGAUGAUGGAAUUGAUGAGUGAAGACAGCCAACCACGCUUGGUCUAAGGCUAGGAGGAAUAGGUGAAGGUGAUCCGAAGAAACAAAAGGAGACAUCAAGCCAACAGAUUGUAUGGUACGGUUGCCCUUGCCCAGAUGGCCGAUCCUUUGUCUAUAGUGGACAACAUCAUCCAACUGGUGCUCGCGAUCAAGGAAGCCGUGGAAAUGGUCCGUGAGAACAAGGACGAAUGCGUUGACAUUCAGCGUCGUGUGCUUAGAAUCAAGAUUCUACUAUCGCUACUGAAGAAAUCAGAGAUGAUGAAGCACCAGGCCAUGAGCGAAGCCCUGGAGGACCUCGGCAAUGCUCUGUCCCGUGCCCUCGAGGUCGUCAAAGCCUGCCAUGCGAGGAACAUCCUGUGUCGGUUCUGUGCAUCCGGGAAGCAGGCCAAGAAGCUGCGCCAAGUUAGGGGUGAUAUAUCAGAGACGAUGAUGGUGGCCAUCUUUGCAACCAAUGUCGUCGUCUAUGUCGAGUCAGAAAGUCAUGAUAGUGAUGAUGAAGAACCUUAUCCCCUCUCUGAACAUCUACCAGCAUCUCCUCCUCUCUCCAUUGUUGUUGGCGAGGAUCGACUUUCUCCUCCGCCUGCACAUGCAGCUCCUUCUACUUCCAUUAAUGUUGUUGAUGUCUCUGAUUCUGAUCUACCUCCAUGUUCACCUAAACAACAAUUAUCCCAUCCUCCAAGAGUUGUACCCCUGCUUUGUCCGAACAUCUACAUCCUCAUUUAUCUACACAACAACAACAGAAAACAAAACAGCCAUCACCACCUACUUCUCCUCCUUUAUCCAGACGUAAACCUUCUUAUCCACAUACAAAACCACCACCAUCACCACCACAUACUCCUGCAAAAAUAG
Panicum virgatum (switchgrass) is the source of this 1339-nucleotide messenger RNA. RefSeq lists its product as uncharacterized. Lineage: Eukaryota; Viridiplantae; Streptophyta; Magnoliopsida; Poales; Poaceae. Gene Ontology annotation, biological process: cell surface receptor signaling pathway. The record is from RefSeq and is a predicted model, not a curated record. Bases 587 to 1339 code for a protein of 250 amino acids. The transcript has 2 exons.